This is a messenger RNA of Daucus carota subsp. sativus, 1161 nucleotides long. RefSeq lists its product as uncharacterized. Gene Ontology annotation, molecular function: carbohydrate binding; aldose 1-epimerase activity. The coding region runs from base 1 to 1062 and encodes 353 amino acids. The transcript has 6 exons. Gene Ontology annotation, biological process: beta-D-galactose catabolic process via UDP-galactose, Leloir pathway; glucose metabolic process. NCBI's taxonomy places the organism in Eukaryota, Viridiplantae, Streptophyta, Magnoliopsida, Apiales, Apiaceae. The record is from RefSeq and is a predicted model, not a curated record.
AUGGCUAAUCUCUCAUUAUCAAUCUUGGUGUUUUUAAUACUUUCUCUCUUGAUUCAACAGAAUGAAUGUGCAAAUAUCGAUGUUUAUGAAUUGAAACGAGGCGAUUUUUCGAUCAAGGUUACCAACUAUGGUGCCACUGUUUUGUCUGUCAUGCUCCCUGAUAGAAACGGCAAAGUUGAUGACGUGGUGCUUGGCUAUGACUCCGUUAAGGAUUACUCUAAUGGUACAACAUACUUUGGUGCUCUUGUGGGGCGUGUGGCUAACAGGAUUGGAGACGCUCGUUUUACUCUAAACGGCGUCGUGUAUCAUUUGUCCGCCAAUGAUGGCAACAACACUCUCCAUGGAGGUAAAACGGGAUUCAGUACGGUGAUAUGGACAGUUAAAAAAUUCCUCUAUCAACACCAUGUUACUUUCACUUACAACAGCAAGGAUGGCGAAGAUGGAUUCCCUGGUGAUGUUUCGGUGGAAGUUACAUACAUGUUGAUUGGUACGAAUAAGCUGGCUCUGAGAAUGAAAGCGAAGCCUAAGAACAAGGCCACUCCGAUAAACCUGGCUUCACACACUUACUGGAAUCUGGCAGGGCAUAACAGCGGUGACAUUCUGUCACACACCAUUCAACUAUUAGCAUCCAAGAUCACCCCGGUCAAUAAAGACUUGAUUCCUACAGGCCAGAUCGUGCCCGUGGCAGGGACUGCAUAUGAUUUCCUAAAGGCCCGUGAGAUUGGAAGCAAAAUCCUUGAACUUGCAGAUGGAUAUGACAUCAAUUAUGUGCUCGAUGGCACGGGUAAGAAGCAUUUUCACAAGGCUGCUGUAGUUCACGACAGUAAAUCAGGGCGAAAGAUGGAGCUCUGGACUAAUCAACCAGGAGUUCAGUUUUAUACCAGUAAUAUGAUAGCCAAUGUGAAGGGAAAAUCAGGGUCUUUUUAUCAGAAGUACGCUGGGCUGGCCUUGGAGACUCAGGGAUUCCCUGAUGCAGUAAAUCAGCCGAAUUUCCCUUCACAAAUUGUGAGUCCAGGGGAGACUUAUGAGCACAUUAUGCUCUAUAGGUUUACAGCAGAGUAGAAUGAAGCUUUUGUCUAGCUUUGUCUUUCUUCUUCCAAGUAGUUUUCUUUUUGUUGGGACAUAUGUCAGUUUUAUUUUCUAAAUAAUUCAAAGUAUAUG